CGUCCCGUCCCGCGCAUAUCCGUAACUGUGAGUCUAAUUAAUGCUUUAAGCACGUCAACGUCAUUCGCCGUUUGUCUUUCAUCUCAAAAAAAAUUACAACUAAGUUGUUUUCAAUUAGCAACUACUUGCGUAGCCAUUAGUGACGGCGUACUAAAUCGAAAUAAUAGCAGAUAUGACAGAAUCUGCCUCUCAAUCCCUCCGGAUCGGCUUCGUGCCGGAGCACUUUUCCACGCCGCUCUACUUCGCUCAGAAGUACUUUGGUCUAGAAGCCACCUUGAUUCCGUUUCCCUCGGGAACGGGGCACAUGAUUACUGCUAUUCGUUCCGGCGAGAUCGAUGUCGGCAUCGGCCUGACAGAAGCUUGGGUCGCCGGUCUUGGCAAGGAAGAUGCGCCUGGUGACGGAGGUUAUCGCAUCGUCGGAACUUAUGUUGAAACCCCUCUAUGUUGGGCAAUUUCAACCGGCGCCAAACGGCCUGAAAUUACUUCCGUGUCCUCUUUAAAAGGGUCCAAGAUCGGAAUCUCACGCAUCGGCUCCGGCAGCCACGUAAUGGGCUUCGUACUAGCCGACCAGCAGGGCUGGCUGACGCCCGGUUCGGCGCCGUACUCGGACUUCGUGGUGCUGCAGAACUUUGCCAACCUCCGGAAGGCGGUCAACGACGGUACGGCCGACUUCUUCAUGUGGGAGCACUUCACGUCGAAGCGGUACUACGAUAGCGGGGAGAUCCGCCGCGUCGGCGAGAUCUACACGCCCUGGAGCAGCUGGAAGAUCGUGGCGUCGACCGCGCUGCUGCCGGAGCAGAAGCCGGAUAAACGGCUCUUCGAUCUGUUCAACAAGCUUGACGAGGGCAUCCAUUACUUCGCUUCGCAUCAGGACGAGGCCGUCAAGUAUAUCAGUACGGAGCUGGAUUACUCGGAAGCGGAUGCGAGAGAGUGGCUUCGCACGGUGCGAUUUGCUGCUAAGACAGAAGGCGUCGAUUUGAAGGUUAUUCAGAACUGUGUUCGUAUCCUGCGCAAAGCGGGAGUUUUGGCUGAGGGCAAGGGUCUACAACCGGAGAGCAUGCUGGUUAAUGGACUUGGUGCUCAAUAUCCAGCAUAAGAUACACUGGCAUCUAGGUUCAUAUGGAAUAAGAAAAUAAAUUCUAUCAAACGGAAGUAUUACUUCUAUUAAAAUGGGUUUAUUUUCUAGCUAACUUAUUGAUAUUGAUAUUGUAUUCGAACCAGGUCGUUAGGGUCUUACUGAAUAUAACAUGCUAUGUAUAAGUUCCGGUCAUUGCUCUGCCCCACAUUGCAGUUCUAGCUUUUCCACAUUGAAGUUGACUGGCUGAUAUCCUAUCUCAUAUCUUACCUUUGCCAAAUCAAGCUUCCCUUCAACAAACCCAAACCUUAAGACGGCUACUUUCCUUCUUACGUGUCGCGCCAGGACUUUACGUCUCGGAAUAUACACCUAUUAAAAUAAAAACUCCUCUACUAUCUACAGAAUUAUUCAUUUAUACCCAAUACCUACCUAAUUACAAAGAGAUCCUCCCAAAUGUCAUCCACUACCUUCGCCCGCCGCCUCCGUCCAGCCCGCCUCUUCCCAGCAUCCUAUCCCAGACCUUCGAACCCAGCCACACCAAUACAUCAUCAUCAUCCUCUCCGCACUCGAUCCAACCCCCAUCCUCGAAGCAGACGCUUCCAGUCCUCCAAACCACCCACCUCCCCCUCAUCUUCCUCUGCCUCCGCAUCCCAAGCCCGCCAAACCCGCCGCUUCGACGCGCUCCUCGCGCGCACGAGCCGCUGGAUCCCGCGGCCCCUGCGCCCGUACCUCGCGCAG
Messenger RNA from Daldinia caldariorum, 1813 nucleotides. RefSeq names its product periplasmic binding protein-like II. The transcript is spliced from 2 exons. NCBI's taxonomy places the organism in Eukaryota, Fungi, Ascomycota, Sordariomycetes, Xylariales, Hypoxylaceae. Bases 173 to 1096 code for a protein of 307 amino acids. The record is from RefSeq and is a predicted model, not a curated record.